Molecule: messenger RNA, 3474 nt
Organism: Phodopus roborovskii (desert hamster)
Lineage: Eukaryota; Metazoa; Chordata; Mammalia; Rodentia; Cricetidae
Gene: Znf438
Product: zinc finger protein 438
Exons: 8
Coding region: 770-3175 (801 amino acids)
Biological process (GO): regulation of transcription by RNA polymerase II
Cellular component (GO): nucleus
Molecular function (GO): sequence-specific DNA binding; DNA-binding transcription factor activity, RNA polymerase II-specific
Source: RefSeq, a predicted model, not a curated record
CGAGGAUCCUGCAGCAGCUUGGCUUGCGGGGCUCGCGGGACCCGAGGGCCGCUCGCUGUCACGAUCGCGGUGUUGGCCGCGGGCACCGGGAAGCCUCGGGAGACCCGGGAGCCACCGAACGUGACGCCGGGCCGGUGAUCGCCCCAAGUGGGAGCGCGCCCUCCCGUCACCGCCGGCUUGUGGAGGCGAGGCGGCUCCUGAGUCCGGCCAGCACCUUUCCCGCUGGCCUGUGACAGCUAAGAGAGGAUAAAGAUGAAUGUCAUGCAUCAUCCUAUAUGAAAGUUUUGGAAGUUAGAAGACAGACAUAAGAGAAAAGACUAAAGCCUGGCAACUUCAGCAGUAAUUUCAGCCAGUUUGCAUUUACUGGAAGAAGUCCAUUGUCUGUUCAUGUACAUGUCUAACUCAUAAUAUUUGUUUAUAUGGUGGAUUACAUUGACAGUUUUCCAUAUGUUGAACCAUCCCUGCAUCUCUGGGAUGAAGCCUGCUUGAUCAUAAUGGACUAUCUUUUUGAUGUGUUCUUGGAUUCAGUUUGUUUAUAUUCUUUAAAGUUGAUUUGGUAAAUGUAUUUGAAAGAUGACUCUCCAAGGCCCUUGGAGUAAUGGAACCAAGACUGAUUUGAGUCUUGAAUCUGUUGAGGAAGACACACAUUAAUUUACAUCAAUAUCAGGAUGAUCUGUAUUGGAAGAAGAGCAAGUUGUACAAGGGCAACAUAGUAUCUCAGGACUUCAGCUCCUCUAGGAAAGUUACUGUUCAAGUCACAUACAUCAUAAUGCGGAAUUCUUCAUCAGUACCACAAAAAGAUCAAGAUGAAUCAAACAUCCCUUCUGGAACAGCACCGAGUGGGAAAAGUUUACAGAAUAAGAGUCAGUUUAGGACCAUUGCACCGAAAAUUGUGCCUAAAGUCUUAACAUCCAGAGUGCUACCUUGUCCUUCCUCACUUUCUGACCAAGGGAGUCUGGCUCUAACCUCCAAGCCCCUGGGCAUGCCCACCCAGAACUAUGCUCUGAUGCAGGUGGCUGGCCAGGAGGGCACGUUUUCUCUUUUUGCUUUACCGAGUGUUGCCUCAAAUCAGCCAGUUCAGAAGCCCAGAAUGUCUCUGCAUGAAAACCUUAAACUGCCUAUUCCUCGAUACCAACCACCAAGUAACAAAGGCUUAAGAAAGAAACAGGUCCUGAGCUCUCCCAAGAGUAGCUGGAAUGAACCCCCUGGCCCAGUCCAGACAUGCCAAAUGUCUCCUUCUGCACAAGCCCAUCCUGAACUGCCUCACAAGACCAGCCCAUUGAAGCAAAUGCCCACUUUAAACCAUUCCUCUGCCAUCAAAACAACUACACUGACCAAUAGUAUUGGCCAAGGAGAUUCAAAUCUCCUUGUGACCAACAGCUGUGGAGACCUGAAGCUCCCUGCCAUCCCAGCAUGUGCUACAGAGGAUUCCUCUUCCCCACAGAGCCUCCCCUCUAUCAUGCAGAAGGCAGACUGUACCAGGAAGGAGGCGCCCACUAAGCCUGCUGUUGCUGGUGAAGAGCUUAAAGACCAAGUGGCUCCUGCACACACUGUCUUCAGCAGUGUGGUUCAGUUGGUCUCAUUAGUACCGAAAGGUAAACUGCCCAUUGUGCCCUUCUCAAGAGUGAAAGCCACAGAGGUGGGCAAAGUGGAAUCAGAUGCUGAUAAUGCCAAUCUAUCUUCAUCUGGAUGCAGGGCAAACUGUGAUGAGAGAUUGUCCGUCUCAGAAAGGUUUGAUGCAGCCACCAUGAUGCCCAGCAAGAUAACUUCUCUGCAUGGAUCCAGGCAGAAUGCUUGUGAAAGUGCCUUCAAUCCUGUCACCAAAUUAGAUCUCAGCCACAAAAUAAAGCCAAGCAGUGGGGCAGUAAAGAGAAAAGGAAGAAAAUGGAAAGUGCCAGAUGAGAUUUUAGCAUUGCAGGGCAAGAGGAGGAAAUACACUAUUGAUGUGUGUGGAGAUGGAGUAGAAAGUGGGAGAAACAAUCCCCAAGAACCCAGAGACCAGAAGCCCAAGGCUGCUUCAAGAAAGUAUCGUAGCAUCAUGCCCAAGCCUGUCAUCAUCAUGUCUGCUUUGGCUCCCCUGGUGUCAUCCCCUGCAGCUGCACUGCAGUCCCAGGCUCCCAGCAGCUUAGGUCAGGAUGUUCUGCUGAAUAAUGCGCUGCCUCCAAAAUGCCUUGGCUCCAAGCAUAGUGACAGCCCUGCCCCAAAGGCCAGCUCCGUGCUUAGAAACAGAUUCUCGGGCAUUAAGAAGCCCUGGCACAUGUGUCCUGUCUGUAACCACCACUUCCAGUUCAAACACCACCUUCUAGACCACAUGAAUACACACACUAACAGACGGCCUUACAGUUGUGGGAUAUGUCGCAAGGCCUACGUCCGUCCUGGCAGCCUGAAUGCACAUAUGAAACUUCACCAUGGUGAGAAUCGCCCCAAGAAACUAGUGUGCUGUGAGUUUUGUGCAAAAGUGUUUGGUCAUGUCCGAGUCUAUUUUGGCCAUCUGAAGGAGGUGCACAGGGUUGUGAUCAGCACAGAGCCCUCCUCCAGUGAACAGCAGCCAGGAGACACGUCAAGGAACAAGGACAAAGAUGCCUAUGUGCAAGGACCUGAUGGCCCACUGGAGAGGGAAAACAAGUCAAGUUUGGAAGAAGAUUUCCUUCUAAACCAGGCAGAUGAAGUCAAGUUGCAAAUCAGAUGUGCCCGUUGUCAAAUCACUGCUCAGUCUUUUGCUGAAAUAAAGUUCCAUUUGCUCCACGUUCACGGGGAAGAGAUCCAAGGGCGGCUUCAGGAGGUGAUCUUACCAGACAGCAGAGCGGGGGUUCCUCACCAGAAGCAGCACCCUGAGAGAAGGAAGCAGAUGAAGCCCUGGGCCUCUGUGGAGGACCCCCCAGCAUUUCCUAAAGUGAAAAGGCUGCCACCCUGUCAUCAGAACAGGGAGGAAGCGCAGGCUGGAAGUGAAGGUGGCCUGUGGGGAAUGAGCAGCCCACAGCACCCCACCAAGCUUCUCUGGUCCCACUCAGGCUUUGACUGCCUGCUCUGUGCCCAGAGGCUGGGGCGGAAGGAAGACCUACUCCUUCACUGGGUACGCCAGCACAACUGUGAAGACCCCACCAGACUCUGGGCUAUCCUGGGUGCCAUCUCUAACCAGGAAGCUCCUGGAUUCCUCAAUGAAGGAAGGCAGUGAUGCUGAGACCACCCAGCAUCAAUGCUGAUGCUACAAGGUACCUCUCUCCAUUGAUGCUGAGACCUCAGACCACCUUUCUGUCAUGCUCUGUUUCUGUUAGUAUUUAAUUACAAGGAUCCAGUAUGCCAGGGCCAACACCAGUGUACAGAGGUAAUUUUUGUGGGUAGUUUUAUUUUCUUAAGAAAUAAAAUAUGUGCCCUAGAUGCAUUUUUCUAACAUAUGUAAUGUCAUGUUAAAAUUCCAUGCAUUCUCUAAUAUCAUAGGCUUUAUUUCCUAAUAAAUAAAAAGAUUAAAAUUUG